This is a messenger RNA of Zea mays, 2487 nucleotides long. RefSeq lists its product as uncharacterized. NCBI's taxonomy places the organism in Eukaryota, Viridiplantae, Streptophyta, Magnoliopsida, Poales, Poaceae. Bases 659 to 1186 code for a protein of 175 amino acids. The record is from RefSeq and is a predicted model, not a curated record. The transcript is spliced from 2 exons.
GAAGAACCGAGACAGGUAUGCCAUGGCCAGUUGGCCACCCGAAGACGAAACCACCACAAAUGUCACCCUCAAAAUUUUCUCCGGAAAGAAAGUAAGGGAAACCGGUCAGAGACCACAAAAGUUUCCAUGGUGCCUUGACGCUGAUCAUUCUCGGCGGCGAGUCCAGCUACAAUCUGUGAGGCGGCGGCGGCGGCAAGAACUUGACAAGGACACCAAGCCUAGCCUGGCCAGCUGGCCUGAAAGGUGGAUGAUGACAACAGGAACAGUCACCUAUUCCAUGCUGAUCUAGCGGCAAGCAUCCACCUCCUCUGCGGUCUCCCCUCCGAAUCUCCGAUGGGUCCCCGGGGGCGACACGUACGCCGAUCCGGUCCAGUGCGGAAACGAACCUCCACCGGCGGGGAAGCUCAAUACAGGCACGAUGCAUCCAGGCACAAAUCGAUCGAUUUAGAAACAAGAAUCAAAGGUGUGCGAGCCGAGAGACGAACACGAGAGCAAAUCCUUCCUUAAUAUUCAUGGACAGCGCAACGCUGACCUGCAACAACCGAAGCCGACCACAGGCAUCCGCAAGACAGCAAGUGAAGCUCAGAUCGGCGAACUGCGGCCUUCUGCGCUUCGCCUAGGAGCCUACGGAGUACUGAGAACAGAGCAGCGGAGGAUCAUGGCACACCUUCAAUUCUUGCGGCGCCAGAAGCAGCGGAGCUUGAGCCGGCGCGCUAGGACAUUGGCGAUCGCGACGGCAGCGGCGGCAGCCGCGGCGGCGUCAGCGACGGGGUCGAGCUGGCCUCCCGUGACGACGCGGCUGCCGAUGAGGCAGGCGACGAGGAGAAGGGGCAGGCACCAGAGCACGAAGUCGAGCACCGAGUCGAGGUCGACGUCCCAGUCCCACUCCCACACCCUCAGCAUGGCCAUUGGGAGUCCGAAGCCGGAGGAGGCAAGCACGGACGGAGCUGGACUGGACGAGCGAGCGAGGACGCUGAGAAGGGAGGGAAAAAAAGAGGAAAGGUGUGGAACGAGCGAGCAGCUAGAGCGGCGGCAGCUGGAUCAAGGUGGAGAAUCGCUGCGGCUGGACUGCGGCGGAUAUGGAUCGGCGCAGGCCGGCGGAAAAAAAAGGUGGCUGGGGUUUUGCGAUUGCAGCAGCGGGGAGAGACGUGUUUGUAAUCGAUCGUGUGGUCUCGUGGUCGGCUGAUCCCCGCGCGCGCAGGCGCAGGCAGCCCCUCCCCGUCCCGUCCGAGGCGCAGAGCAAGGAUUCGCCCCGACAUGGACCCGUCAGAGGGCCGGAGGCGUGAGCUGAAACCGGCAUUGUCGGCCGAGUGCGCUGUCCGCUUCCGGUUGCCGAGUUGAGCGACGGGGGAGUCGGGGGAGGAGAUGGAUAGGUCCGCCCCCGAAGAAGAAAAAAAAAAGGGACGCGGGCGGGAAAGGGGAAAGCUUCCUCCAUUCCGGCGCGGCCGCGGGCUACCUCGCUCCACGCUACCAACCAUCCGUUGCUGCUCAGCGCUAGUCAGUAGCGACGAGGAGUCUACGCGGACUAGACAUGACACCACUAGCAACCGCUAACUACAGGUCCACAGUAAGAUCCAACAGCUAGUGGUGCACCGGACAGUGCACCGGUGUUAUGAUCACGCUAUUAAGCAACAUGUUACAACCACCAAGUCAUAGUACAUCAACUCAAGAACAACCAACAUCAUCACCAGCCCAAGUCUUUGAUGGACCAAUUACACGUAGCCGAGCUAAGAAGCUACAGCAAGAGGUGCACGCGCUACUUUAUGAAUUUCAAUUAAACACUAAUGAAAACUUUAUGCUACCUAAGUCGUGUAUGUUGAUAUUACUUAGGUUUACCAAAGAGGAAGGACAAAACAUAUCAAGGACGAGUCAACAAGAAGAGCUAUGUCCGAGUCAGUCCAGCGCAAUAGAACCGUCCAGAAGAAACAGUCAUAUCUUUUGAUUCCCAAAAGCUAUGAAGGCCCAUAAGUACUUUUUGGAAAGCUCUUGAAGUCUAGAUUCCAAUGCUUCUAAAGCCGACUUAAUCAAAUCUACCAGAAAGUCAGCCGACCUACUUUAGUGCUGACUGUUCAGAAGGUCAACAAUCUGCUUGAUGACAAAGUUUUCGUAUUAAACUGCAUCAUUCUACGAAGUUUCAUUAAACAUGCUAUAUAUGGUGAGAAAGCUUAUCAAGUUAGCUUUUCAAUGCAACCAGUCCCACGUCAUUUGAAGAUUCUUAGAAGAAGUUAUUAUCAAAAUACUGAAGGCUGCGCAGAAGUCAAACAGCCACACGGAAAUUAGCUCUGCAGAUCUCCCGAAGAGGCUCCUUUACAUUAGCACGUGAAAAUAGUUUUGUUUCGUGUUUAUACCUCACUAAGGCUAGUUGUUACUAGUAUAAAUACCCCCCUAUGUCUAUGAUGUAAGGCAACUUAUGAUAAUCUAAAACAGAACCUCUUUGUUCAGCUGUGUGCUAACAAAUAUUGAGAGUGAUCUCUAUCCCUUUGCUCU